AUGAAGCCACCCACAUCCUCCUUGCUGAGGUUCCUCUUCCUCCUGGCUGCUCCGCUUGUCUCUCAGGCUGCCUCCGAUUCUUCUGCUCCGAAUGAUGCCCUCUCUCCCUGCGUCGUUCGCUCUCCCACGACCGGCCUAUUCUACGAUCUCAACACCAUCUCCUUAUCUCCGCCCCCAGUAGACGGGGACAAACCUCGCAAAGGCGCCCGAGACGAGAGUUGGCACGCCAGAGGACACGACUACAAUGCCAACUUUACGUUAAAUAUCUGUGCGCCCGUGGUCGAAGAUAUCAAGGAUGUGGUGGGAGUGGACCGCGCAAGGUGGAGGAAUGUUAGCGCCUACUACAAGAGGGAGGGUAAAGUCUACUCCAUUGGUCAACAAGCAUCAGACCCCUUCUUCCGCGGCCGAAAGCUGGUUAUGAACUAUACCAAUGGCUCCCCUUGUGCCGGCGACUAUAUCGGAAAUGCCGCCCGCACCAAAUCCACCAUCAUGUCGUUCCUUUGUGAGCGCGAUACCCCUGCCUCUCAGGCGACAGUCUCCUUUGUCGGCACCAUGGACCAGUGCACAUACUUUUUCGAGGUUCGAAGCUCUGCCGCUUGUGGCGCGACCGCGCCCACACCGGAUAACCCGGGUCUUUCGCCAGCCGGCGUUUUCGGCGUAAUUGCCUUGAUUGCCGUGGCGGCCUACCUGGUCGGUGGUUGCGCAUACCAACGAACUGUCAUGCACCAGCGCGGUUGGAGACAGUGCCCGAACUACAGUCUUUGGGCGGGAAUGCUUGACUUCAUCAAAGUAAGUAUACUGGCGUUAAUCCCGUUCCGACGUCAUUGCUCGUGCAGGCCUAGCAAAGACGACAUGAUCAUCAUCCUCUUCUCCUCCCUAGCCCGCCUCCUCCGCUUAAAACGCUCCCCGACUCUCGGCCACGGCCACACCCGCGGUAACAGCGUCAACCACCGCGGCAGUUUCGGCCGUCGAGGCAGUGACGUGGAUGCCGAAAAUCGACUGAUAGAUCAGUUAGAUGAGGAGUGGGAGGAUUAA
This is a messenger RNA of Aspergillus piperis CBS 112811, 1035 nucleotides long. RefSeq names its product putative vacuolar sorting receptor (Mrl1). Bases 1 to 1035 code for a protein of 344 amino acids. The transcript is spliced from 5 exons. The record is from RefSeq and is a predicted model, not a curated record. Gene Ontology annotation, biological process: vacuolar transport. NCBI's taxonomy places the organism in Eukaryota, Fungi, Ascomycota, Eurotiomycetes, Eurotiales, Aspergillaceae.